AUGAGGAAUGAUAGCCAGAAAAGUGGUGGCGGUUCUGUUAGCGGAGGGAUGCUGCAAUCUGGUCGGGGCAAUAAUGGGAUCAUUCCGACAUCCAUUAAGUCUCUUUCCAGCUACUGGAAGAUUGUUUCCUCUGGAGCCUCGAGCGUGGCAUCCACCGUGAGGUCUGCUGCCUCUGCAGCUUCAUCUAUGGUGGACAAUGACGGUGUGCCCUCCCAAGAUCAGGUUUGUUGGACUGGAUUUGACAAACUAGAACUCAAGGGAGGCAUCACAAGGAAAGUUCUCUUGCUCGGCUACAGUUGUGGCUUCCAGGUUUGGGAUGUUGAAGAAGCAGACAACGUGCACAAACUGGUUUCCAGGCAUGAUGGUCUUGUUUCAUUUAUGCAAGCAUUACCCAACCCAACAGCAUCAAAGGAAUCUGUAGACAAGUUUGCUGAUAGUCGCCCAUUGCUGAUCAUUUGUGCUGACGGAUCGUUUUCUGGAGGCAACAACAUUCAGGAGGGUUAUGGUGGUUCUCGUAAUGGGCCGGUCCAAAACUACCAUGGUUCCGUUAAUGGUAGUGGUAUGCCUACGGUAGUUUGGUUUUAUUCUUUGCAAUCACAAUCAUAUGUACAUCUUUUACGGUUUAGGUCGGUUGUUCAUUUAGUGAGAUGUAGUUCUCGAGUUGUUGCUGUUCUACAAUCAGCUCAGAUACACUGUCUCGACGCUUCUACGCUGGAGAGACAGUAUACAAUUCUUACAAAUCCUGUUGUUACCGGUGAAUGUGGAUCUGGAGGUAUAGGCUUCGGGCCCCUUGCAAUGGGUCCCAGGUGGAUGGCUUAUAGUGGAAAUCCAGUUACCAUUCCAAAUUCAGGGCGAGUGAGUCCACAGCAUCUUUCCCCAUCUGCUAGUUUCCCUAGUCCUGCUUCCAAUGGAAGCCUUGUUGCACAUUAUGCGAAAGAGUCAAGUAGGCAACUUGCUGCUGGUAUUGUUACGCUAGGGGACAUGGGUUAUAAGAAAAUAUCAAGGUACUACUCUGAGCUGUUGCCCGAUGGCAACAAUUCUCACUCAGGGAGUGCUCGUGCAGACAGUGUUGGCAUGGUCAUUGUCAAAGAUGUUGUCAGCAAAAGUGUUGUUGCCCAGUUUAGGGCACACAAACAUCCUAUAUCAUCGUUGUGCUUUGAUCCUAGUGGCACCCUACUAGUGACGGCUUCAGAUCAGGGUCACAACAUUAAUGUUUUCCGUAUAAUGCCAGAACUUUCUGGAGCUGCUUCUGGCCCAUCUUAUGUCCAUCUUUACAGGCUGCAACGUGGUGUCACUCCUGCAGUCAUACAGGACAUUAGUUUUAGCAGCGAUAGCCGAUGGAUUAUGGUUAGUUCUUUAAGAGGGACAAGCCAUCUUUUUGCUAUUUCUCCUUCAGGUGGUUCGGUUGGCAUUCAGUCCUCUGAUGCUUGUUUUAGUGCUAGAAACAGUGGAUACAGUUCGAUGAAGAAAUCUGCAGUUCAUGGGCCACCAAAUUCAGGGAUUCAGCUUCUAACACAACAAAAUAUUUGUGCAUCUGGGUCCCCAAUUUCACUUUCUCCUCUUAUCAGAAUAAGAAAUGGAAAUAACGGUUGGAGAAAUGCUGUAAGUGGUGCUGCUGCAGCUGCUACUGGGAAGAUGAGUUCUUUCCCUGGGGCUAUUGCUUCAACUUUCCAUAACUGCAGAGGUUAUGGUGUGUAUGGACAUGCCAAUUCUCUGAAGACUAACUAUUACCUGCUUGUUUUCUCUUCUUCUGGUUGUAUGAUACAAUAUGCAUUGGGUACCUCUGCUGUGCUAAAUAGUGUGACAGCUUUACCGGGAGUGAGUACCUUCUGUGAAUCAGAUCUAGACGGUGAUGCAGGGUUUGUAGUGAAGGCAAUCCAAAAGUGGGAUAUUUGCCAGAAACUAAACAGGAAGGAGCAGGCAGAUGAUAUUGAUGUAUAUAGUGAAAAUGCAAAUUUAGAUUGUGCGAAAGUAUUUCCUGAAAGGACAAGACGGGAAGAUAGCGUGUGUUCCGAUGUCGUGGGUGCACCCAUGAAAGAUAAGACCACAACUGAUGAAAGGCAUCAUAUGUAUAUAUCUGAGGCAGAGUUGCAAAUGCAUCAAAAUAAGAAUCCAUUGUGGACAAAACCUGAGAUAAGUUUUCAUUCCAUGCUACUGAUUGAUGACUUUAAUGAAGACAAGGAAGAUGCUCGUAAAGGAGAGAUUGAGAUUGAAAGAAUCCCUGUUGACAUGCUUGAAGUUAGGUCAAAAGAUUUGGUUCCUGUUUUUGAUUAUCUUCAAGCAUCUAAUCUUCAUUUUCAAGGGAGAACUCCUGAUACGAAUAGCAAUAAUAUUGGGCAGUUGCUAUGCCAGAGGUCUGACAUGUCCGAAGGAUCUGACUCUCAUGAUAUGAUGACCAAUGAUGGCGUUGUUACAGGAGAACCACACAAUGGUGCUGGAGAAACUAGCAGGGGCUAUAUAAAUACUGAUAGCUCAAUAGCAAACACUCGGCCUCAGACUGCGAUGAGUUUGAUUGAUGAAGGUGUGAAGCUAUUCUUUUAUUCUGCUGGAGGGUUCCUUAAAAAGUGUCAAAAAAUGUGGAAGAAUAUGUAG
This is a messenger RNA of Fraxinus pennsylvanica, 2592 nucleotides long. NCBI's taxonomy places the organism in Eukaryota, Viridiplantae, Streptophyta, Magnoliopsida, Lamiales, Oleaceae. The record is from the annotation of a GenBank genome assembly.